AUGGGCACAUUACAGUACCACUACAUAGUACGCUGCUUGUCACUGCGCAGUUCUUUACUCAUGCAGAGUAGUCUACUCUAUGAACAGUGUAUGCACCAACACGGCAAAUUCUUCCAGUUUUCCGCUUCGCCUAUGGUUCACUAUCAUUCUGGCUGUACGCACAAACAUAGCAAGCCAAUUUUUAAUCAAAUUACUUUGGGUGUGCAGAACAGAGCACCACUGUUCAUAUACUUUUCUAGUGCCCAUGAAAAAUCGUGCAUAAUCUACAUAGUAGAGAAGGAAUCACACAGCAAUGCCCCCACCAUUUCUCCCCUUUGGUCCCUUUUUUUCCACUUUUUCCAAGCGUUCCCUCACCCAGAAGCAACACCCAUGGCCUCCCUUCCUCUGCCAGCGACUCCUUCCAUCUCUGGUCCCUCCUUCCCGACCACAUUCUUCCUCCCACCUUCACCACCAAACUCUGCAACCACUAGCCCAAACUUGGCCCUCGCACGACUUCCAUCGUUUCUAAAAUUUUUUUUUUUUUUUUUUAUUCAAUUUCCACCUUGA
This is a messenger RNA of Dujonia railenensis, 546 nucleotides long. The record is from the annotation of a GenBank genome assembly. Lineage: Eukaryota; Fungi; Ascomycota; Pichiomycetes; Serinales; Debaryomycetaceae.